Messenger RNA from Purpureocillium takamizusanense, 2960 nucleotides. It is a transcript of the gene YHB1, whose product is annotated as Nitric oxide oxidoreductase. The record is from RefSeq and is a predicted model, not a curated record. Lineage: Eukaryota; Fungi; Ascomycota; Sordariomycetes; Hypocreales; Ophiocordycipitaceae. Gene Ontology annotation, biological process: nitric oxide catabolic process; cellular response to nitrosative stress. Bases 608 to 1903 code for a protein of 431 amino acids. Gene Ontology annotation, cellular component: intracellular anatomical structure. Gene Ontology annotation, molecular function: nitric oxide dioxygenase [NAD(P)H] activity; oxygen binding; heme binding. The transcript has a single exon.
CUGAAAUAUUGGGAACGAGGUCAGCACACCACCACAAGCCACAACACGCCAUUUUUUUUUUCUUGCCCGGCGGGACCACGCGGAACACAGGCUUGGGUGUGCUCCAGCUUCGUCCAUGGGGUGGCACGAGCAGAAUCUUGCAUCUCCGGACGCUGCAUCCUUGACUAGGCAUGUACAGUAUGCCAGGGCAGUGUCUCGGUGGACCCAGGGGUCACCCGCGUCAUAGUUAAUCAUGCGACAGUGAAUGGUCGGGCGCGCUCUGGACCGUCCCCCGGGCAUCCCAUGUCUUCCCGGGGAGGUCUUGACUCUUGAACGUUGCCAUUGAGUUUGCGCCGUUGACGAAACCGCUGGUAUAACAAGACGUCACCCGCACUCCCUGUGCUUCGAUAGCCCCGACCCUGCCAAAAAGUUUUUCUUUUUCAUUUCAUUUCUUGUACUACUUGGGUUCUAGGUAUUCAGGCAUUCUUCAUUGUACUUGAAUCGCAUUGCAUAGCACCUGUCGGCGGCCCCAUUGAGCGGCCAUCUAUUUGGUCUCGCAGCACAGCACGAGCUCUUCAUCAUCUGCUACGGCAUCAAAUACCACCACCACCACCACCACCACAACAGCAUGUUUGCACAGAGGAUCCUUCGGGCUGGGUCCCGAUCAUGGGCGCCGGCGGCGCGGAGGAGCUUCGCCGCCGUCUCCACACCGGCGCUCACUCCACAGCAAAAGGACAUCGUCAAGGCCACCAUCCCGGCGCUAGAGCAACACGGCGUCGCCAUCACCACACUCUUCUACAAGCGGCUCCUCACCGAGCACCCCGAGCUGCGAAACAUCUUCAACACGGCGCACCAGGCCACGGGCGAGCAGCCCGCCGCCCUGGCGCACGCCGUCUGGGCGUACGCGUCCAACAUUGACAACCCCGGGGCGCUCAAGGACGCCGUCUCGCGCAUCGGACACAAGCACGCCAGCCUGGGCGUCACGGCGGAGCAGUAUCCCAUCGUCGGCCAGGGCCUCUUGGCCGCCAUCAAGGACACGCUGGGGAGCGCGGCGACGCCCGAGAUUCUCGACGCCUGGGCGGCCGCGUACCAGCAGCUCGCCGACAUCUUCAUCAACUUCGAGAGCGACCUGUACCGCCAGGCCAAGACGACGCCGGGCGGCUGGAAGGGAUGGCGCAAGUUCUUCGUGUCGGCCAAGGUCCCCGAGAGCGACGAGAUCAUCUCCUUCCACCUGACGCCCGAGGAUCGAGACGCGCUCCCGGCCUACCAGCCCGGCCAGUUCGUCAGCGUCCGCUGCUUCGUCCCCGAGCUGGGCGCGUACCAGCCCCGACAGUACAGCCUGUCCGACGUCCCCAACCAAAAGUACUUUCAGAUCUCGGUCAAACGGGAGUUCGCCCAUGACGACCGGCCAGCGGGCCGCGUGUCCAACGUCCUGCACGAGACCCUGCCGGUGGGCUCGGAGCUCGACGUCAGCUUCCCCUUUGGAGACUUCGUGCUCGACGUCAACGCCACCACGCCCGCGGUGCUCAUGAGCGGCGGCGUGGGUCUGACGCCCAUGAUGGCCAUGCUCAAGACGCUGGUCGAGCAGGCCAAGGAGCGCAAGGUCGUCUUCGUCCACGCCGCCCGCAACGGCCGCGUGCACGCCAUGAAGCCGACCCUGUCCAAGAUUGUGUCAGAGAACCCCCAGGUCAGCCGCGCCGUCUUCUACGAGCAGGUCGCCGACGGGGACAAGAAGGGCGAGGACUACGACUUUGUCGGUAGGGUGGACCUGAGCAGCAUCAAGGACGUGGCCGUCGUUCCCGAUGCCGAUUACUACAUUUGCGGUCCGCUGCCCUUCAUGAAGGCCCAGAGCGCGGCGUUGGCGGGCAUGGGCGUGGAGCCGGCGCGCAUACACAUGGAGUUGUUUGGCUCGCCGUCGGAGUAAAAAAAAAAUGGAAGCCUGUGAUUUGGACUAUUUAAACUAAUGACACCCCUCUACCAUCAGGUCGCCGGCCUAUUUGCUCAACACGUAGUGAAAUAAGCCCUCUCGUUGGCGCCCCGUGGAUUGAUGCUAUCGCGCCCAACUACUCCUCCAGCUCGGGGUAGUACCUCCAGAUGCCGCUCGAAUACAGCGCGCGGCGAUCGCUCUCGAGAUACUUUUUGAUGUUGGGCCUCUCCUUGAUCGCAUCAUACACCUUGAACACGCCGUCGUACUUGCCCGACUCUUGCAGCUUUCCCACGGACUUGGGAAACGCAUACGUGGUUCCGUCCAGGCACUACACAGGGUCACUGCAUAUCAGCAAUCGGCUCGACCAACACAGGAUGCCGCCUGGCGCGCGAGUCAUUCGCAGGAACGUACCUGGAACAACACUAGAUCUGCGUAUGUGAGCUUGUCGCCAUAUAGCCACGGCCCGUCGCCGCUGGUCUUCGCGUCUAGCACCCGCUGGACGUAGCCCAAGAACUUGGGCAACCGCUCCUCGGUAAAAGCCUUUGCGCGCUUCUUGGCCUCGGGCUUCUGCUCCUCGUAGGUCAAUGACGUUGCGACAGGAUGAUGCGUCUCGUGGACCUCGUUGACGAAGCCGUCCAGCAGCGUCAGCACAAUCCCGUUGAGGUGGAACAGCCCGUCGGCGUCGCUGUCGGCGCCCGCAAGCCCUAGUUUCGGGGCCAGGUAGAGCAGGAUGUUGGGCACCUGGUUGAUGGUGAGGCUGCCGUGCUUGAGCACGGGGGGCGCGAAGACGGGCGGGUUGGUGGCGUCGCCCGUGUUGCUGGCGUCCAUGUAUCCGAGCACCAGGGGCACCGCCUUGUCGCCCGCCGUCUUGGCCGUGUCGGUGUAGGGCACGCCGGCCUCCUCAAAGAGCACACGGAUGAGCUCGCCACGCCCGGGGAUGCCAGGCCAGUAGAUGAGCUCGUAGGGAGCGUCGUCGGUGGUCUUGAUGCGCUUCGUUUGCGGGGCAGACAUGCUUGGAAGUUUGAUCCGAGAUUAUUGUUUUGGCUUGGUGGUG